Messenger RNA from Penicillium mononematosum, 1485 nucleotides. RefSeq lists its product as uncharacterized. The record is from RefSeq and is a predicted model, not a curated record. Bases 1 to 1485 code for a protein of 494 amino acids. The transcript is spliced from 4 exons. Lineage: Eukaryota; Fungi; Ascomycota; Eurotiomycetes; Eurotiales; Aspergillaceae.
AUGAAGCGUUUCGCCCGCACAAUGAGAAAGUGCUUUGGAGGACGCCGCCGCCGCAACCGCCGCAACCGCAACGUUGACUCGGAUUCACCAGCACUCCCCCUAGCUGAAGUGGCCCCGAGGCCAGCCCAAUCGCCAAAGCCAGGUCAAUCCCCAAAGCCAGGUCAAGCCCCAAAGCCAGGUCAAGCCCCAAAGCCAGGUCAAGCUCCAAAGCCUGCUAAACCCACAAAGCCUGUUAAACCUACAAAGCCUGCUAAACCCACAAAGCCUGCUAAACCUCAGCAAGAGGCCGUCAGCGACAAUGAAGGUAGCGUCAGCGACAAUCAAGAUGCCGAUACUGGCGAUGAAUUAUUGAACUACCCCCUCGAAGAUUUAUUGUCCUACGCUUCUAGUUAUCCGCUCCUACCAGCUGAGCGUUCCGAUGAAGGUUCAAGUGAGUCAUCCGGUGAUAUCUUGUGGAUCGGUCAGUUGUCAUCCUCGGCUGGCCGGUCUCGGGGUCAAAUUGAACAAGCAUCCUCGCCUGCGGCCCAAUCUCAGGAAUCAAUUGAACGAGCAUCCUCACCUGCGGCCCCGUAUCAGGAUCCAAUCGAACAAUACUCCUCAUCUGCGGCCCAGUAUGAGGCUCAACUUGUACAAGGGAGCCUCUGGCAGGACCCGCCUGCCAGCUCAUCUGGGACGCCGGGGUUCCAGCACGCUGAGGACCUAGAUCAGCUGUCGAGUCUACAUCCCUCUUCUAAGCCGCAUCUUGGGACCAUCAAGUAUUGCACCAGUUGGCGGUUCCAGUUCGUCCCCUUCAACACGUCGGAUGACUUGUAUGACACGCCUUCCGCAGCGACACUCAACCAAUACAGAACAACAGGAGCUCAACUACAAGCUUGGUUAGAAGACCCAAACGCACCAGGCUGCAAUAUUGCCCCGGCAAACCAAGAUAUAGACUACUUUCUGAACGAAUCUUCAGAAGAAGAUCGCUUCCGGUGCCCAGAAGCUUAUCACGAAGAACUGGGCGAUCUUAUGUUUGGAGGCGAACCCGAGACGACGGGACUCCCUACCGGCCCUAUGUACCGUGUGUCAACCUUCCGGAACGCAGUCAGGGACGCACAGGUCCUGGCUGACCAUAACACUAGGUAUCUUGAGAAUGCGUACCAACACACGGUCGGACCGGGUCUUCUUGUUGCCAACUCCAUUUUCCGGUACGAUAACGUUCAGUGGAAUGAAAUCGCCAGGGCUGUGUAUACAGUGGACUACCCCAUGGACACUUUGAAGUAUAUUAUGUUUACCCACGUCGUCAAUGAGCGGACUGCAGCGUAUAUCAGGCGUACACUCUACCCCAGACGUGGACGCUACAUAGAUUCUACGGACGGCGACGCAUGCGAAAAGCUCGAACGUGGCACUACUGAGUAUUACGAAUUCCUCGGUACAACGUUGGGCAAAGCAGCUGCCAUCCUUCUCAUCUCAGCCCUCCCCAGAGUACCUGGUCAGUUUUGGUAG